AUGCUCUCGAUGAUGAGGAUUUUCAGGAUGUUGCUGAACUUUAAUGAAUUUUCAGAGGAUGAUGAAUAUCAUGAUGCAAAUCAAGAGGUGCCGGCAACAAUUUUGCAUGGGUCCUCUGAGGCUACACCUCCAGUGGACACUCCUGCAACAGUUGAAUCCAUUGCAUCAUCCUCUUCGCCUGUUCAGAAUCUUGAGGUGGUUGUUGAUCUUAACUUCAACAAUCUAGAUGAUAUUAUUUUUGGUUCAACUAACGAUGUUUUGUGCGGGGAUUUCGAGCGUGUUAUGCAUGAAAAAUUCGAGAUGAGCGCAAUAGGGGAAAUGACCUUCUUUUUGGGCUUGCAAGUUCAACAAACAGAAUUUGGGAUCUUCAUUCAUCAGACCAAAUAUGUCGGUGACAUCUUGAGCCGGUUCCAAAUGUCCGACACAAUGUCCACCGGUACCCCUUUUGCGAAGAAUCACGGAAUUACUCUGGACUUGAAGGGUGAAAGCAUUGACUCUUCACUUUACUGCACAAUGUUCGGAUCUCUUAUGUAUCUCACAGCCUCGAGGCCUGACAUAAUGUAUCCUACGUGCCUGCUCGCUCGAUAUCAAGCGAACCCGAAGGUCUCACAUCUAAUGGUUGUAAAAAGGACUUUUCGCUAUUUGAAGGGUUUCCCAGAAACCAGUCUUUGGUAUCCUAGGGAUAAUAGUUUUGACUUGAUUGCCUAUAGUGAUUUUGAUUUUGGCGGCUGCAAAAUUGACGGCAAAUCCACAACGGCUGGAUUUCAGUUUUUGGGAAAUCUCCUAGUCACGUGGCAGUGCAAGAAGCAGACUUGUGUGGCUACUUCAACAUGCGAAGCCGAGUACAUAGCAACUUCUAGUUGCUGCUCCCAGGUCUACACUGAUGACCAACGUGCCAACCUUUUUCCCAAAGCAUUUGAUAAAUCACGCUUUGAUUUUCUACUUCCGGUAAACGGCAUAAAGGGGAAGUAA
This is a messenger RNA of Helianthus annuus (common sunflower), 972 nucleotides long. RefSeq lists its product as uncharacterized. Lineage: Eukaryota; Viridiplantae; Streptophyta; Magnoliopsida; Asterales; Asteraceae. The record is from RefSeq and is a predicted model, not a curated record. The coding region runs from base 1 to 972 and encodes 323 amino acids. The transcript has 4 exons.